Messenger RNA from Propithecus coquereli (Coquerel's sifaka), 942 nucleotides. RefSeq names its product olfactory receptor 52B4-like. Gene Ontology annotation, cellular component: membrane. Bases 1 to 942 code for a protein of 313 amino acids. The transcript has a single exon. Gene Ontology annotation, molecular function: olfactory receptor activity; G protein-coupled receptor activity. Gene Ontology annotation, biological process: G protein-coupled receptor signaling pathway. Lineage: Eukaryota; Metazoa; Chordata; Mammalia; Primates; Indriidae. The record is from RefSeq and is a predicted model, not a curated record.
AUGACUACGUUAAACCACACUGGUGUUAGCCACACGGUCUUCCAUUUGCUGGGCAUCCCUGGACUAGAGGACCAGCAUAUGUGGAUUUCUAUCCCCUUCAUUUCCUAUGUCACUGCCCUACUUGGGAACAGUCUGCUCAUCUUCAUUAUCCUCACAAAGCGCAGCCUCCAUGAGCCCAUGUACCUCUUCCUCUGCAUGCUGGCAACAACAGACCUUGUCCUCUCCACAUGCAUAGUUCCUCAGGCCUUGGCACUGUUCUGGUUCCAAGCUGGGGAGAUCUCCCUGGAUCGCUGCAUCACUCAGGUCUUCUUCCUCACUUCCACUUUCAUGUCUGAGUCAGGGAUCUUGCUGGUGAUGGCGUUUGACCGUUACAUUGCCAUCUGCUACCCACUGAGGUACACCACUAUUCUUACACACACACUGAUUGAAAGAAUUGGCCUUUUUAUCUUUCUGAGAAGUUUUACUACAGUUUUUCCUGCAACAUUUCUUCUGAAAAGAUUGACUUUCUGCAAAAGUAAUAAACUCCCAAACACUGCCUGUAAGUACAUUGUCUUAGCCAAAAUUUCCUGUGAUGACAUCCGGGUAAAUAUCUGGUAUGGGUUUUUUGUGCUAAUGUCAACCUUGGUCUUGGAUGUUUUGCUAAUUUUUAUUUCUUAUGUGCUGAUUCUCCAUGCUGUCUUCCACAUGCCUUCCCAAGAGGCUCGCCACAAAGCUUUCAAUACUUGCGGCUCCCAUGGCUGUGUCAUCAUCCUCUUUUAUGGGCCUGGGAUCUUCUCAGUCCUCACUCAGCGGUUUGGACGCCACAUCGCACUCUAUGUCCACGUCCUGCUGGCCAAUGUCCAUGUUCUCAUUCCACCUAUGUUAAAUCCUAUUAUUUAUGGAAUUAACACAAAACAGGUUCAGGACCAGGUGGUUCAUAUGUUCUUUCCAAAGCAGAAAUGA